Molecule: messenger RNA, 2115 nt
Organism: Lodderomyces theae
Lineage: Eukaryota; Fungi; Ascomycota; Pichiomycetes; Serinales; Debaryomycetaceae
Product: ribosome dissociation factor GTPase
Exons: 2
Coding region: 1-2115 (704 amino acids)
Biological process (GO): translation
Molecular function (GO): GTPase activity; GTP binding
Source: RefSeq, a predicted model, not a curated record
AUGGAUUACGAUGAAGAUGAAUUAGACUAUAACUCGCAAGAGGAGCUAGAACAAUUCGAUGAAGACAAGUUGACAAACGAAGAGUACGAUUUACUACACGAGGUGUUACCGCAAUUGAAAGCAAAGUUAAAGUCGUACAACGAUGACAUCCCGGAAUUAGCUUUGAAGGAGGCCUUGUAUUUUAACUACUUUGAGUUAGAACCGUCCAUAGAAGAACUUAAAUCCAGCUUCAAGACGCGAUUGGCAAGAGCAAGAUCGGGACAACCAUCUGCCUCGAUCUUGGACCAAUUCACACGAAAUACAUCCACGUCGAGUGAAGAAUCCUCAAGGCUGCCGAGUGCAUCAAUACUAAGAAAGAAGCAUAUAAAAGCAGAAACGCCAGCGCGGGAUGUUACUGAAUCACAUCGACCAUCUGCACAACCUGUAACCUCCCAACCGUCAUUUUCGUUUGACAUUGCAUUGGACGAUUCAAUUAUAUUGAAAUCACCCAUUGAUGAAGUAUCUGUGUUCUGGUUCAAAGACGGAUCAGAAGAUCGAAAAGCUAAACGAAGACGAUUGAAUGAAUCUAUAUUCCAUCCCAUUACUGACAUAUCUUUAGAAAAAGUGGCCAAGGCGCAAAACAACUUCACCAAGCCUUCUCCAGAUGAUGAAAUUUUAAAUGCACAAAAGCAGGCCUUUGAAGGGGUUGGCUCAUUGAAAAUAGAUGAUGAUCCACCAAAGGAAAAGACGGCAAACAAGGUCAAAGAAACAAAGGCGUUCAAAAAAGUGGAUAUUGAGAGUGAACUAGCCAACAACCCACAAUACAGCAAACGUCACAAGUCAUUUGUGGUUAUUGGACAUGUCGAUGCUGGGAAAUCGACUCUCAUGGGAAGAUUAUUGUUUGAUUAUGGUAUUGUCGACGCUAAAACUGUUAACAAAUUGGUCAAGGAGAGUGAGAAAAUAGGUAAAGGGUCGUUUGCGUUGGCAUGGAUCAUGGACCAGACAGAAGAAGAAAGGAGUCACGGAGUCACUGUGGAUAUUUGUGCCACCGACUUUGAAGUUGCUACUACCAAGUUUACAGCUAUCGACGCACCUGGUCAUAGGGACUUUGUUCCACAGUUGAUUGGGGGUGUAUCUAACGCCGACUUUGCCUUGUUGGUGGUUGAUUCAAUAACGGGUGAGUUUGAGGCCGGGUUCGCGUUAGACGGGCAAACGAAAGAGCACACAAUUUUGGCCAAGAAUUUGGGCAUUGAAAAGAUUUGUGUAGUUGUGAACAAGAUGGAUAAAGAAGAUUGGAAUGAGAAUAGAUUUGACACCAUAAAAGGUCAGUUGUUUGAAUUUUUGACAAGCUCGGAUGUGGAUUUCCAGCCAGAGCAGAUCGACUUUAUUCCCAUUUCCGGACUAACAGGUAAUAACGUGGUAAAAAGAGAUCCCUCUAUUGAACAGUUUCAGUGGUAUUCCGGACCCACAUUGGGACAGUACAUUGAGAAUGUACCAUUGCUGAAACCCAUCCAAUCGAGUGUCUCACAAGAGCCAUUUUAUUUUUCAGUCCAUGACGUCUACAAGGAUAAAGGUGAUUUGAAGGUCAUUGGGAAAGUGAAUAGUGGAUUUGCUCAACCGGGUGAGACUGUCGUGUUCCACCCCAGCGAAGAAAAUUUGCAAAUACUGUCCAUACAAGUGUCUCAAGCAACAGUCGAUUUUACCGUUGCGGGACAGUUGGCCACUUUGAUAUUCAAAAGCAGCCAAGUUUCAAACGAGUCCAUCGAUAUUGUUCGUAAUGGUGAUAUUGUAACAAAGGUGAAUUCUUCACUCAAGACAGUCAAGCUGUUUGUUGCUUCGGUCCAUUUGUUCAACAUGGACAAACCACUUUUAGUAGGUAUGCCGUUCGUGUUGUUUAGAAACUCCAGUCAAGUUCCAGCGAGAAUCACCCAAAUCAUAGAAAUUACAAAUUCAAACAAGAAGAAAAAAAAGAAGCAAUUACACUUGACCUCGAAACAAGAUGCAAUUGUACAAAUUGAAGUUGAUGGAGGGGCGUCGUUACCAUUGACGACCUACCAAGAUAAUUCGAAACUUGGAAGAAUUGUACUCCGGAGAGAAGGGCAAACGAUUGGGGCAGGGAAAGUUACUGAGCUUUAA